Molecule: messenger RNA, 2396 nt
Organism: Phyllostomus hastatus (greater spear-nosed bat)
Lineage: Eukaryota; Metazoa; Chordata; Mammalia; Chiroptera; Phyllostomidae
Gene: AADAT
Product: aminoadipate aminotransferase
Exons: 13
Coding region: 607-1884 (425 amino acids)
Biological process (GO): biosynthetic process
Molecular function (GO): L-kynurenine:2-oxoglutarate transaminase activity; pyridoxal phosphate binding
Source: RefSeq, a predicted model, not a curated record
GUGAAUAUCCUGCCCCAGCUCCUACUAGCCGCCCCAGGGCAAGAUCUCCGACCACGUGUGAAUGCCUGGAGGGACACUUCCUUGAGACGACUGCCAGCUGCAAGGAGUCGUACUGGCAUCCAAACGGAUUCAGGCACUGGCCGAGGUUUUCAAGUGCCUCGCCCGUCGCCCUAACCAGCCCCCACACGCCCCGAGGCCUGCUAGCGGGCCUAGGACUGCAGGCGGGACUGGGCGGUGCGCAUAGCCGGCCAGCUAUAGGCUGCGGCGCUUGGCGGGAGGGGGUGUGGCCAGACCAACCCACCUCCUCCCCACGCGCAACCGGAGCAUAUAGGGUGCCAGACAGGGGGCGAACUCUGCUUUUGCAGCUAGACUUUCCUUGUUUUGCCACCCGUCCUAGGCCGGUUCAGGACCCAAGCUCGCAGGGUUGCUUCCAGCCUGGGAGUUUUGGCGACGAAUUUCUGGCACUGCACUCAGCAAGCCAGACUCCUGCGGGGAGGAGGGCGGGAGUCACCUAAGGAGACGUUGGGAGAGAGAGCGGAGGGGCAGCCCUAGUGUUUUGUUGUGCUAGUCUUUACCAAAGGAGCUUGGUGCUUGGGUAUCAGAGGCAUGAAUUACGCACGGUUCCUCACCGCUAGAAGCGCAGCAAGAAGGCCUUCUCCUAUCCGAGUCUUGAGUGAGAUAAUGCUGAGGUCACCAAAAUCAGUCAUCUCCUUGGCUACUGGAUCACCAAAUCCGAACAUGUUUCCCUUUAAGACUGCUGUUAUCACCACAGACGAUGGAAAGGUCAUCCAAUUUGAUGAAGAGAUAAUGAAGAAAGCACUUCAGUAUUCUCAAACUGCUGGAAUCCCAGAGCUGUUGUCCUGGCUAACACAGUUACAGUUAAGACUGCAUAAUCCUCCCACCCUCCAUCGCCCAUCUAGCCAAGAAGAAAUGGACAUAUGUGUCACAACUGGCAGCCAAGAUGGUCUUUGUAAGGUGUUUGAAAUGCUCAUUAAUAGUGGAGAUAAUAUCCUCCUAAAUGAACCUGUUUAUUCAGGAACACUUGAAGCUCUACAACCACUCGGCUGCAACCUUAUUAAUGUUCCCAGUGAUGAAUAUGGGAUUAUUCCAGAAUCCCUCAAAGAAAUACUUUCCAGAUGGAAACCAGAAGAUUCAAAGAACCCCAAGAAAAACACCCCCAAAUUUCUUUAUACUGUCCCAAAUGGCAACAACCCUACUGGAAACUCACUAACAAUUAACCGCAAAAAGGAAAUCUAUGAGCUCGCAAGAAAAUAUGAUUUCCUCAUAAUAGAAGAUGAUCCGUACUAUUUUCUCCAGUUCAACAAGCCCUGGAUACCGUCAUUUCUUUCCAUGGACAUUGAUGGGCGAGUCAUCAGAUCUGACUCUUUUUCAAAAGUCCUGUCUGCUGGGUUGAGAAUAGGGUUUAUAUCUGGUCCAAAACCCUUGAUAGAAAGAGUUGUUUUACACACACAAGUCUCAACAUUGCACACCAGCACUUUUACACAGCUUAUGAUAUUUCAGCUUCUUCACCAAUGGGGACAAGAGGGCUUUCUGGCUCAUGUAGACAGGGUUACCGACUACUACAGGAAGCAGAAGGAUGCAAUCCUGGCCGCUGCAGAUAAGUGGUUAAGUGGUUUGGCAGAGUGGUAUGUUCCUACUGCUGGAAUGUUUCUGUGGAUUAAAAUUAAGGGCCUUAAGGAUGCCAAAAAACUGAUUGAAGAAAAAGCCAUUAAGAAAGAGAUACUAAUGGUUCCUGGAAAUGCUUUCUACAUUGAUAACUCAGCUCCUAGCCCUUACUUCAGAGCAUCCUUCUCUUUGGCUUCUCCAGAACAAAUGGAUAUGGCCUUCCAGAGAUUAGCACAACUUAUAAAAGAAUCUUUAUGAAGACAUCAGACUCUUUGUAGUUCUCACGGAUUUUUUGGAUAAAUUAUUCUGUGUUUUAACAGCAAAAGAUGAUCAUUAGUGUUAGACUUACAGAUUGGGUUGCAUCAAACAUGUCAUAUCUGUAGUAAUUUAACUGGACAACUUUUAAAGUGCCCUUAAAUCCACCAGAUUGCCAAAACAUAUUUAUAAUCCACAUACCUUUUGAUAAACUUUCAACCUGCAAAAAAAUGGUUUUUGUGAAUUUUAUUGUAAAGAACUCUGCAGCUGUUCUGUAAUUUCCCAUAAAUUUUCUUUGAAACUAACAAUUACAGGAAAUUAUUUUGACAAUGUAAGAAAAUAAGUCUAAGAUGAUAUACAAUGUAAACUUUCUCUAUUUUUUAAAAAAAUUUCAUGAAAACUUGUUGCAAAAAUUAUUAGAAUUUGACCAUCAUAAGUGAUUUCAGUAACAGUACCACAGAUAUUAUGUUAUGCCACAAAAAUCCAUGUAAAAUAAAAUUCUGAAAUUAAACAUA